GUUAAUUAUUCCAGAGCAAUGCUCACCAAUGGGACAUUUAAAAGGUUGCAGUUUGGAGAAACAGGGGAGUCUGGACGAGUUUGUGUGAGGAAAGUUUAUUACCAUGGCUAAGCUAGUGGAAUGUGUCCCCAAUUUCUCAGAGGGGCGUAACAAAGAGGUAAUUGACGCCAUAGCUGAUGCCAUCUCUGGGACCGAGGGGUGCAGUCUGUUGGAUGUAGAUCCAGGUUCUUCCACUAACAGGACAGUCUACACGUUUGUGGGCUCACCUGAGGCCGUAAUCGAGGGUGCACUGAACGCUGCUCGGGUUGCGUUUAAACUCAUAGACAUGAGCAAACACUCAGGUGAGCACCCUCGGACUGGUGCCAUGGAUGUCUGUCCCUUCAUACCGGUGCAAAAUGUCACCAUGGAGGAGUGCGUACAGUGCGCAAAUGCAUUUGGACAGAGGUUGUCUGAUAUGUUGCAUGUGCCAGUAUAUCUCUAUGGAGAAGCGGCUAGAAAAGAAAGCAGGAGGUCUCUACCUUCGGUCCGUGCAGGCGAAUAUGAAGCAUUACCAGAUAAGCUGAAAAAGAGCGAAUGGGCCCCUGAAUAUGGACCUGCCAAUUUCGUCCCCUCUUGGGGAGCCACCGUUACCGGCGCUCGAAAGUUUCUCGUUGCCUACAAUGUAAACCUGUUGAGUACAAAGGAACAAGCACACAGAAUCGCCCUGGAUAUAAGAGAACAGGGUCGUGGUAAAGAUCAACCCGGGCUCCUGAAAAAGGUUCAGGGUAUGGGAUGGUAUCUGGAGGAAUCAAACCUGGCUCAGGUGUCCACUAACAUCCUCGACUUUGAGCUGACGCCCGUACACACCGUGUAUGAAGAAAUCUGUAGAGAUGCUAAAGAUCUGAACCUGCCAGUAGUUGGCUCCCAAAUUGUGGGUCUUAUCCCAUUGAAAGCAAUGUUGGACUGCGCUGACUUCUAUAUACGGCGAGAAAAUCUCUUCGUUGUGGAGGAUGAGCAUAAAAUUCGACUGGUUAUCAGCAAACUAGGACUUGACUCCUUGGGGCCGUUCAUUCCAAAAGAGAGAAUCAUAGAGUAUAUGGUGCGGGACAGUCAGGACGGCGGGCAGCUGGCUUCUUUGUCUUUGCAGAAGUUUGUCCACAGUGUCGGCGCCAGAACAGCGGCACCUGGUGGAGGCUCUGUCUCUGCAGCGAUCGCCGCCAUGGGUGCAGCGCUGGGCUGCAUGGUCGGACAGAUGACUUACGGAAAGAGGCAGUUUGAUUCCCUGGAUGCGGAAAUGAGAAGAUUAAUACCUCCUUUCCACGAAGCCAUGAAUGACUUGCUGCUCAAAGUGGAUGCUGAUUCAACCGCCUUCAAUAGCUACAUGACUGCACUGAAACUGCCUAAAGGCACUGCAGAUGAGAUCAAAAGACGAGAGGAGGCGAUGCAGGAGGGUCUAAAGCAGGCGGUGGGUGUGCCGCUCUCCCUGGCCGAAAAAAUCGGCACGUUGUGGGCACCGCUUAAAGAAAUGGUGAAGUAUGGAAAUGUGGCCUGCUUAUCAGAUGUUCAGGUCGCUGCGAAAGCUUUGGAAACGGCAGUAUUUGGAGCAUACUACAACGUCAUCAUCAAUCUAAAAGACAUAACAGAUACUUCGUUCAAAGCCGCUACUGAAGCGAGAAUAUCCGAGCUGUUGAAGAAAGCCAGAGAAAGUGCCAACGUGGCGCUGGAAAUCGCAGACCACAGGAAAUGAAAUCGCAGUUGAACCAUCACUCACGUGGGCAUUGCCAAAAAUCUGUAUUUUCUUACAAAACAUAAUUUUUUUCCUGAAACAUGCAGGAAUAUAUUGGUUUUUAUAUUGCUAAUAUAUUUGGUGUCCAAUGUAUUUUUUCUGCAUUUUUUAAAGGGCUAUAUAAAAUUACAAUUUCAGCUAUGUAAGACGCAUUUUACAGAACAUAUUAUAUUGUUUUGUCCUAUGACAAUGACAAGUACCAAAUUGUUAAAGGGCACCUAUUAUGGCCUUUUUUACAAGAUUUAAUAUAAAUCUCAGGUGUGCCAAAAUAUUCCACAGAUCAUUUAUUAUAGCAUGUCCAAAAUGCCCCUAUUUGGGUGGGAGCAGAAACAAACGUUUUAAUGUCUGUACCUUUAAAUGCAAAUGAGCUACAGCUCCUCACUUCCUUACAAACAUACAGUGAGCUCUUUCACUUAAAAUAGAUCUGAUAAAUACAGUUUGAGACAAUAGUAUCUAGUUGACAAAGUACUCGUUGAGGGUAAUGCAGGACUGUAAGUGGGCGGGGCUUUAUAAAUGUGACAUCACGGUGCUUUGGUUUAAAUGGGGAUAAUAAAAACAAGGAGCGGGUGGAUUUUUUUCAUUGUAGGGUCGUUGUGUUCACACAUUGCCAACACACAUUAUGUCCAAAAACCCAUAAUGUGAAUUUUGCAUAAUAGGUGGCCUUUAAAAUAAUUUAAUAUGUAACCAUGUGAAUUAAGCAAAAAAAAAAAGACUUUUGGACACCAAAUGUACAAUUAUAUAAUCAAAAAUACCCAUAAUGUUUCCUGAAUGAAACAAAAAUGUCUGAAUAAUUGUGAAUGUUUUGUUCUGAUUAAGUUUUAUUUAGUCCUCGUAAAAUUUGUUUGUAAUUACCUAAAAUUGUGUGAAUUGAUUCAUGUAUCAAUCUAAGUUUUAUUAAACAUUUUAACAAAA
Messenger RNA from Misgurnus anguillicaudatus (oriental weatherfish), 2677 nucleotides. RefSeq names its product formimidoyltransferase cyclodeaminase (gene ftcd). Gene Ontology annotation, molecular function: transferase activity; folic acid binding. Lineage: Eukaryota; Metazoa; Chordata; Actinopteri; Cypriniformes; Cobitidae. The record is from RefSeq and is a predicted model, not a curated record.